Cyprinodon variegatus (sheepshead minnow) is the source of this 1283-nucleotide messenger RNA. RefSeq lists its product as uncharacterized. Lineage: Eukaryota; Metazoa; Chordata; Actinopteri; Cyprinodontiformes; Cyprinodontidae. The transcript is spliced from 9 exons. Bases 17 to 1189 code for a protein of 390 amino acids. The record is from RefSeq and is a predicted model, not a curated record.
UAGUAGAGAGGCUGUCAUGGAGAUGCAAGAGAUCCCGACGGAGAGCCCAAGAGUCCAUGCAGAGGAUGGAGCAGGUGAGCCGAUGCUGGAGGUGAUAACUAAAGAGGAAGCAGAACCAGACCAUUACGAACAACUGAAAUGUCCAACUGAAGAUGUUUACGUAAAAGCGUCUGAUAUUCAUCCUAUAGUCAAAUCAAAAGAAGAAGCUAAUCCGUCUCCGAAGCGAGCCAUUCAGCUUCGAACUACUCCACCACAAGCCCAAUCAGCGUCCUGCUCUCACUUUAUAAACGCUCCAAAUCUUCAUCCCAGCCGCUAUCCUGCAAUCGCAAUGUCGGACUUCGAUUCAGACGACAAUUCACCCACCUCCAUCCCCUUCCCCGCCAUCGCAGCUGAAUCGUCAUCCAUGACUCGGCUUCACCUCAACCUCAUCAGAGAAGCAAGAAGCAGGAGGAGAAAAGAGCAAACAAGCUGCCUGACUUACAGAAGCAAAGUAUUCCCCAUGUACAUCAAAUUUUGGCGCAGCUAUUUUAAGGAUGAAAAAGAGAAACCGGAUGAAGGCUCACUAUCGGUUGAGCUGGAGGGGGAAAAAGGCAAACAGGCUGAGAGGAAUGCAGGACUGUACCGUCUGCCGUGUUUAAUCCUCUCAGUUGUCUGUCUCAUUCUUCUCAUACUGGUCUGCAUACUUGGUGUGAAACUCCAAAAUACAACCACAGUCUGCCCAGGAAAUGGCAGAUCUGAAGACCAACAGUGUCCUGAUCCAGCAUGCAGCAUUGAGGAAUGCCAGGACCGCUACCAAAACAUUCCGUUCAAGCAUUUUGGCUGCCAGCAGUGUGCUACAGGGUGGCUCACCUAUGGCAGGUCCUGUUUUUUUCUUUCCACCACCAGACUGACCUGGCUUGAGAGUCAGAAGAACUGCAGCGCCAGUGGAGGGUCUCUGGCUAUUGUUACCAACAAGAAUGUUCAGAAAUUUCUUACACAGAAAGGGAAUCUGAAGUACUGGAUUGGACUGAGGCUUCAUAACGCCACAUGGAACUGGGUCAACAGUAAUGCGCUGCAGCAGAGUUAUUGGAUGGACCCUGUACAAAACGAAGAUUGUGCCUAUCUCUACAGUGAUGGUCCAGUUGAGAAGAACUGGGGCAGGGCUUCCUGUUUGGCUUCAGCCUACUUCAUCUGUCAGCUGCAAUUCUGAAGGAAAUUGGGUUUCAUCAAAGAUCCUCUCCUCAGUAGGCAGAUAAUCGCUUUAGUUUGCAUGACAUACUCCAAUCAUAUCCAUUGCUUCUUAG